Molecule: messenger RNA, 432 nt
Organism: Adineta steineri
Lineage: Eukaryota; Metazoa; Rotifera; Eurotatoria; Adinetida; Adinetidae
Source: the annotation of a GenBank genome assembly
AUGUCGACACAUGCAACGUUUGCGCUCGGUUGUUUUUGGUGUCCCGAUGCACAAUUUAGCUCGUUGCUCGGCGUUACUCGAACACGUGUCGGCUAUUGUGGCGGUACAAAACCUGCUUCACCUACAUAUAAAAAUCUUGGUAAUCAUUCAGAAUGUGUACAGAUAGAUUUUGAUCCUCAACGUAUCACAUAUAGAGAACUGCUCAAAGCAUUUUGGAGUUGGCACGAUCCACUAAGUCAGUACGGCGAAGGACAAUAUGCAUCGGCAAUAUUCUAUCACACAGAUGAACAGCGUCUGGAGGCAGAAGAAAGCAAACGAGAACGAGAGCGACAUUAUGCACGUCCGUUACAAACACGUAUCGACAAGAUAAAAGAUUUCACACGAGCCGAAGAAUACCACCAAAAAGUAAGAGUUGUUGACAAAGAUGUAUGA